Molecule: messenger RNA, 3221 nt
Organism: Girardinichthys multiradiatus
Lineage: Eukaryota; Metazoa; Chordata; Actinopteri; Cyprinodontiformes; Goodeidae
Gene: vsnl1b
Product: visinin-like 1b
Exons: 4
Coding region: 432-1007 (191 amino acids)
Molecular function (GO): calcium ion binding
Source: RefSeq, a predicted model, not a curated record
CUUAAUGAUCCCCCCUCCAUCAUCAGCGGGGUAAAGGCUGCGGCUCUAACGUGACAGCACCCAGCUGGAGCCAAACGGAGCGGCGGCGCACAUGCGAACUCCUCAUCCCACCAGACUGUGAUGCACACGGGUGACGCCGCGCUCCUGUAUUCCGCACACUGGCGAAGACUGGCGUGGGAUCGGCCCCUGCUGCGCCUCAUCUGGAACAGCGUCGGGGAAAAUCCCGCAAUUUCAUAAGCGACUCUGUCCGUGUGUGUGUGAGUGUGUGUGAGUGUGCUCAGGAUUUUUUUUAGGCGAUCGUUGUUGAGAAUAAUCCGUUUUUUUAGGUGAACGUUUCCAUCGGAAGGAGAGGGGGGUUUCUGGACUUUGCAGAAGGCAGAGCUGCUCACUUCCGAUAGAGAAUCACCAACUAUAGGCUUCAAUAAGGAAUCAUGGGAAAGCAAAACAGCAAGCUGACCCCCGAGGUGAUGGAGGAUCUGGUGAAGAACACAGAGUUUAAUGAACAUGAGCUGAAACAGUGGUACAAAGGCUUCCUGAAAGACUGCCCCAGCGGCCGGCUGAAUCUGGACGAGUUCCAGCAGCUUUAUGUCAAGUUCUUCCCAUAUGGUGACGCGUCAAAAUUUGCCGAACAUGCCUUCAGGACCUUUGAUAAAAACGGAGACGGGACCAUCGAUUUCCGAGAGUUCAUCUGCGCUCUGUCCAUCACCUCCCGCGGCAGCUUCGAGCAGAAACUCAACUGGGCCUUUAACAUGUAUGACCUGGACGGUGACGGCAAAAUCACCAGAGUGGAGAUGCUGGAGAUAAUCGAGGCGAUCUACAAAAUGGUGGGCACCGUGAUCAUGAUGAAGAUGAACGAGGAUGGCCUUACACCGGAGCAGAGGGUAGACAAGAUCUUCAGCAAAAUGGAUAAGAACAACGAUGACCAGAUCUCACUGGAGGAGUUCAAGGAGGCGGCGAAGAGCGACCCGUCCAUCGUGCUCCUGUUGCAGUGUGACAUGCAGAAGUGAAGCCACCCCCCACCCCAUCACCCUGCUUGCAACGCUCUCUCUCACUACCCCCCACACACACACACACCACCCACCUCGUCUGUACACACCCUGGACAGCAGCACACGCUUUAAUGUCUCAUUAGGUUCUCUGCCAUUACCUCAGGUGGGGGAAAAAACAACAUAAUAAUAUAAAAGAAAAACAAAAUGCUUGGACUAUUUUUCAAUGGACUCGCUUCUUGUGGUCGUAUGCAUGAGAAUGUCAAAUGCAGAAUAAUUUUGAAAAAUAGUUAUAAGAUAUCACAGAUUUCUAUUUCCAGACAUGCCGGUGUGAUUCGUGCACAGUGACCCUGUAUAUUCUCAUCCAACCUUUAGCUUGUAUAUCAGUGGAGCACUGCUUUCCGUUUUGUUUCUGCAGUAUUUAGACCCCCCUCACCCCUCCAGUGUUCACUGCUGCAACUACUGUAUGCUUAACAUGAUAGUAACAAACAAUAAUUCCUAUGAUAAUUGUAAAUGUCUCUACUAUUCAGACUUGAGCUGACGGAGAAUAGAAAAGGCUCCUAUGUGUUCCACAUGUUCUCACUCAGUGGAACCAAGAAGAGUAGGUUCUUUGCAUGCAUAUAUUACGUGUCGAAAAAAAAAAAAUAUAUAUAAUCUCUUACCUUUUUGCAUCUUUUGGUGGCUAUAAAAGACAAAUUGGAAAUUCAUUUAGUAUUGUUGCAUGGGCUGUACAGUAUGUGACGCAUUAGAUCAUUAGUUGAUCCCCAGUAACGUGGGAGCAUGCUUCCCCUCCCCCCUCCAUUCGAUAAGCGUUCGUGUUUGACACUUGAGUUGUUCAAAAGGUGUUCAGGCCGUUGUCGUGGGUUGAAAAGCUUUCACGUCGACAUGCUGCUCCAUGUUUUGGCUUCGGUGACUUGUGGGUUGAGCAGAGAUGUACUCACAUGGACAUGAUUUUCCUUUUGAUCACAUCGUACUGCUGCCCUUUUAGAGGAAAGGUCAAAAUCCCGGCCAUCGUUAGGCGCGGUACUCCAAUAAUUAGCUUCUCUUUCUGGCUGUUUGUUUUGAUUUAGACUUGAAAACUUAAAAAAAAAGGUAACUAUAACUAACUUACAUAUCAACAUGUUUACAGAAACAAAGAGCACUGCGAAAUGAGUACGUUCUUAGCUUUUGGAUCCGCUGCAGGGAGCUUGCUCUCAAGGUUUAGGGAGCUUGUGAGGGUGGCUCCACUCCCAAUGCAGCUAAAACAACAACAAAAGCCUCAUCUAUGUUUACUGGACACACUGCAUUCCUUUGUGUAAAACUUUUUUGUAAGGAGAAACUUUUUAUUGAAUGGUCUCAUCUGCUAAGUACCUGUUUGUAGCGAUCAUUAAAGAUGCGGGAACCUCAAAGAGGCGUUCGAGGAAGUUUCGUACACUGUGAGACAGUUGCGUUUGGUUACUGCAGAAAUUCUUCUCUUUUUGAUAGUUGGCACCUUCACACCUUCCCCCCUCCUCUCAUGUGUAGGCUAUGCAAGCAUGGACAAGUCUGCUUGUUGUCCACUUGCACAAGUGGAAGGUGCAGAAGAAGCUUUUCAUUGUUUUUGUCUGGAACAUAAUUGAAGCCAACCCUCCAAUCUUCAGUGACUGCAUUAUUUCUACAUUUCAGUCCACACACCAGGCCAGAUUUUUUUUUUUCUUUCUGUUGAGUAAGUUUUGUAUCAGUUAAGACAACUCAUUAUACAACUGACUGUAUUAUUUAUACAUGUGGCAUGUGUUGCACCCAAACUCAGUUCUGUAGUGUUUGAAAUGAAUAAACCAUUGACAGGCUUUUUGGAAAGACACAGACUCGCAGGUGGAGUUAAUGGAUCAGUCGUGACUGCACUGAAAUGACAAAUCGAAAGAAAACAGAACGCCAAGGCUAAAAUGUAGAUUGCUUUAGGCCACCACCUGCAAUGAGAAUCUUAAACGUUCCUUAAAAUGACUCCUACAUGUUUGUUGAGCUCAGAGCACAUCGGUCUGAAAUUACAUCCUAGGUGUUCAGCUCAGUUCAGACACAAACAUUUUAAAAGUUAAAUUCCUUAAAAUUUACAGUGACUUGCACCCUUUAACUUGUCACAUUUUGUCAGGUUACAACCAUAAACUUAAAUAUAUUUCAUUGGAAUUUGUGUUGGGAUAGAGCAACACAAAGUAGUGCAUAACUGAGGAGUUGAAGUAAAAUGAAUUUUCAAUAUUUAUGACUAAUAAAAAUCUGAAAAGUG